Messenger RNA from Capsella rubella, 763 nucleotides. RefSeq lists its product as uncharacterized. Bases 62 to 571 code for a protein of 169 amino acids. The record is from RefSeq and is a predicted model, not a curated record. The transcript is spliced from 3 exons. Lineage: Eukaryota; Viridiplantae; Streptophyta; Magnoliopsida; Brassicales; Brassicaceae.
UAAAUAAAGCAACUAUUUCUCCGGCGAGUUAGAGGGAGAGAGAGAAGAAGAGAAGAGAUUAAUGGAAGGUGUAGGAUCGAGAUUGAGCAGGACGUCAUCGAGAUACAGUGGUCCGGCGGCGACGGCGGUUUUUAGUGGCCGAGUAAGGAAGUGGAAGAAGAAGUGGGUACGUGUCUCAACCUCAUCGGUCGGUGUUUUCAGAGCAUCUAAAUCCAACGGUCGUAACAACAACAGCAGUAACAGUAACUCACCUCACCAUCUACUUCUCCAUAAGUGGACUCCGCUUACUUCGUCGGCGGUUACUGCCUCCGACGCUAAUGGUUCCGGUGAGGCGGAGGAGCCACCUAAGCGAAGAUUCAGAUACGCUCCAAUUGCGAUGCUUGAGCAUAGACAGAAACUGAUUUCUAAGGAAUCUGAAAUUGAAGAGACUGAAGAAUUCGACACUGAAUCGCCAUUGCCUAAAGCUGUUGAGCUUGACAUGAACAUAUCAGACUCAGACCAAACUAAGGAAGCAAAAACUGGUAACUUGAAUCUGGGACUGUGUCUGAAUUCUGAAGGGACUGAAGAAUGAAGAGGAUCAUAAUGUAUUAGCAUGAAGCAACAAUAAAGCUGUUAGCUUUUGGUAUUAUUGUAGUUUAUUUUGAUGUUUCAUAUUGUAACUUUGAUGUCUUCUAGAUCUGUAUGUAGUGUGUAAGUUAGAAGAAGCUUAUAAUAUAUGUAAGAUUUGAAGCUUUUACCAAGAAGAAUAGAGAGCUUGGCUCCA